AUGUCAAUAACGCCACAAGCCCGUUUUCAUCAUUACAACGCCAAGGAUGAACGGACCGCUACGGCCAUUUCACAGGCGACACUACGUUUUCCAUCCCACAGCAAUCCGCACAACUGCCUGCUGGGCCGUCGUCGACCUUUCCACAACGUCCAGAAACACCUCAUUUUUCAGAUGUUGGCAGAGCUCAACUUGCUGCGCACAGACCAGGAGGGGAUAUUUUUCCCUUCUUUGGACCAUUUUGUUCAAGAAGUCUUUGAACAAUGCGAAAAGGCACUAGAACCACUAGAGGAGGAGGAAGUAACAAGAGACGACGAAUAUGUCAAAUGCAUUUGGAAGGCAAUCACUGCUUUUGGCUUCUUUGACCCUGACGUUCAACCACAAGAAUAA
Zychaea mexicana is the source of this 387-nucleotide messenger RNA. RefSeq lists its product as uncharacterized. The record is from RefSeq and is a predicted model, not a curated record. NCBI's taxonomy places the organism in Eukaryota, Fungi, Mucoromycota, Mucoromycetes, Mucorales, Lichtheimiaceae. Bases 1 to 387 code for a protein of 128 amino acids. The transcript is spliced from 2 exons.